AUGGAAUAUAGGAACAACGUGACUGAGUUUAUUCUACUGGGACUCACACAGAACCCACACAUGCAGAAAAUUGUAUUUGCUGUGGUUUUGGUCAUCUAUAUCUUCUCUGUGGUGGGGAAUUUGCUCAUUCUGAUUACCAUUACAAACAGCCAGUUGCUGGGAUCCCCUAUGUACUAUUUCCUGGCCUAUCUCUCCUUUAUUGAUGCCUGCUACUCCUCUGUCAAUGCACCUAAACUGAUUAUUGAUUCACUCCAUGAAAGAAAAUCUAUUCAGUUCAAUGGAUGCAUGACCCAGGUUUUUGGGGAACACUUCUUUGGAGGAGCUGAGGUCAUCUUUCUUACUGUGAUGGCCUAUGACAGCUAUGUAGCCAUCUGUAAACCCCUGCACUAUGCAACCAUCAUGAAUCGCCAACUUUGUAACUUACUUGUGGGAGUGUCAUGGGAUGGGGGCUCUCUUCAUGGAGGUAUACAAAUUCUUUUCAUUAUUGGACUACCUUUCUGUGGCCCUAAUGUCAUAGAUCACUUUAUGUGUGAUCUGAACCCUUUGCUUGAUCUAGCCUGUGAAGAUACUCACAUUCUAGGCCUCUUUGCUGCCAACAGUGGCUUCAUCUGCCUCUUAAACUUCCUCCUGCUGCUCAUCUCCUACAUGGUCAUCUUAAACUCACUAAAGACCCACAGUGCAGAAGGAAGGCGCAAAGCCCUCUCUACCUGUGUUUCUCACAUUACAGUGGUGGUUUUAUUUUUUGUGCCUUGCAUAUUUGUGUACAUGAGACCUGCAGCUACAUUACCCAUUGAUAAGGCAGUUGCUAUAUUUUAUACUAUGAUAACUCCCAUGCUAAACCCAUUAAUCUACACCUUGAGAAAUGCUCAGAUGAAAAAUGUCAUUUGGAAAUUGUUUAGUAGAAAAAUUCAGUCAGAUGACAAAUAA
Messenger RNA from Psammomys obesus (fat sand rat), 927 nucleotides. Its product is annotated as olfactory receptor 4C46-like. Gene Ontology annotation, molecular function: G protein-coupled receptor activity; olfactory receptor activity. Gene Ontology annotation, cellular component: membrane. Gene Ontology annotation, biological process: G protein-coupled receptor signaling pathway. NCBI's taxonomy places the organism in Eukaryota, Metazoa, Chordata, Mammalia, Rodentia, Muridae. The record is from RefSeq and is a predicted model, not a curated record.